This is a messenger RNA of Entamoeba invadens IP1, 873 nucleotides long. RefSeq lists its product as hypothetical. The coding region runs from base 1 to 873 and encodes 290 amino acids. The record is from RefSeq and is a predicted model, not a curated record. Lineage: Eukaryota; Evosea; Mastigamoebida; Endamoebidae. The transcript has 2 exons.
AUGAGUGGCGCUUUGUUCAUAGAAAAACAGACGAGCGUGAUGACGGAGAUGGUUAAAGGGGAGGAGAUUCUUGUUGUGGUCAAACAGUGCAACUUUGUCUUAACGAUCAGCUCGACGACGUUAGUUCUCGAAGGUGCGGAGAUCUGUUGUGAGCUUUUAUAUGACUCACCCGAACUGAAACCAGUAUCUUUUAUUAAUCAACCACCUAUUAAAUAUAAAGCACUUCAAGCAAAUGAACACUCCUUGAAUGUUGAGUGUAAACUUAACGUCUUAUCGUCGCAACAUGAAGACCACUUUUUUAGAGUUAAAGUAACUGUUCUUAUUGCGGACAAACCAAUCGGAGAAGUACUGUCUUCCCCAAUCAGGUCAAUUUCAAAAUUAGACCCACACAAAAAGGAGAUGUUAAAGAAAAAGAAAGAAAGAGUCGGAACACCGUCCACUGAAAAGAAGCCCCGCGGCUCUUCUCUCUCUGAAGAAGUCAAACUUGAGAAGGGAAACACGUUAGUCAAUCUUUUGGCCCUCUUGUCUCAAAACACCGUCCUCCUCGAGAAAAUGCGACAAAAACAGUGCUGCGACGAAAUCUCUUCCUUAGAAAGUGGGUUCCAAAAUUUCAUCGAAAAGUACACUCAGACGGCUGGGAGGCGUCGUGGCCUUUUAAUGGAAGUAGUAGCUGGUUUAAAUGAUCAAGAAACACAAGGUCUUGAUGAAAUCGCUAGUGUCGUUGAUGUUACUAUAACAGACGACAGAAGACGUCCAGACUAUAAUGAUUACUUGCAACAGAAUUUCCGUCGCGAAGAACAACGCGAUGGCUUAGUCCCCCCAUUCCAAGGCCAUAAACCUUUCAUUAACUAUACCAAUCCAUUCCUUAGAUAG